Ctenocephalides felis (cat flea) is the source of this 1062-nucleotide messenger RNA. RefSeq names its product dopamine N-acetyltransferase-like. The transcript has 6 exons. Gene Ontology annotation, molecular function: N-acetyltransferase activity. The coding region runs from base 146 to 1018 and encodes 290 amino acids. The record is from RefSeq and is a predicted model, not a curated record. NCBI's taxonomy places the organism in Eukaryota, Metazoa, Arthropoda, Insecta, Siphonaptera, Pulicidae.
GUGUUCACUUGUUAAAUUUCUUAUAGUGGUAUUGCUUAAAUUGCUACAGUGUGAGUGUAGAACCAGAUUGAACGGAAAAAAUAAUUUAUUGAAUUUAAAAAUAAACAAAACAGGAACAAUAUACAAGAAUAAGAAUAAAUAAAACAUGGAUAAUAUGAGACAGUUACCAAAAAUUUCAUUUCAUGACAUAUCGCCGUUUGAAUAUAAAGAAAUUAUGUCAUUCCUAAUGCAACAUUACUACCCUGAAGAAAUUCUAACAGUUUCAAUUCAACCCAAAGAACCAACAACACCAGAUAUAGAAUUUACCAUGGAAGCCAUCCAAGAAGGUUAUUCUGUUAAAGCCAUCAUCACAUGUGAAGAUGAAGAUUGUGAUGGUGGAGAAGAAAUAAUUAAUGAUAAAGUAGAGAAUUUGACAAUUCAAGUAGAUACAUGUACAAUUGUGGAUGAAACGAAGAAGGUCAUACAAUACAAAAAUGGUAUUUUAUCAGCAGAUCCAUCAACUAAUAUUAAUUUAGUAAAUGAAUCAAAUUCACGAUCCAAGAAAGAAAUAAUUGUAGGAGUCGCUAUCAAUGGUUCUAUUGAACCUGAUGAUGCCAAAAUUAUGUUAGAAGAAGCUGAUAAGUGCGAAGAUGGGAAAUGGUCAACUAUAUUAAGGUUUUUGGCAGAGUUGGAGCGAGAUGCAGAUGUCUGCAAAAGAUUUCGUGCUGAGCGCGGCCUUCACACUCACGUCAUGGCCGUGCAUCCUGAUUAUAGGGGCCUAGGCAUAGGUACUUUGCUAUUAGAAGCAUCAGCAUUACGAGCUAAAAAUUCACGAUUUGGUGUGUACAGCGUGGAUUGCACCAGCGCCUAUUCUACAAGAGCUGCACAACGAUGCUCAGGAUUGACCGCCUUAAGAUCUGUCAGAUAUGAAGAUUACAAGAAUUCCAAAGGCGAACAAGUAUUUAAACCUCAAGAUCCAGUAUUACACCACUCUGUUACUACAUUUGUACAAAAUUUUGGAAUACCAGAAAUAGCUUAAUUUGCACUUUUAGUAAAAUUUUAAUUAUUUACUCAUAGUUAGCA